CGCAACUUGUCGGUCGGUGACAAUAACCUUUGGAAUUUGCAAUAUUACGGCAAAAAUGCAAAAUUAACACCUGCACGUAAAACGUGUAAAAGUCGGAGAAUGCGAAAUGUCAAAGUUUUACUCCAUAGUUUGAGGAAGACCUCGGACGAAUACGUGCCUGAUUUAAAUAAAUACCAUAUUUAGCAUGAAAUUGUAUUUUAUCUUGAUAAGUGGUGGACUCUUAUCGUCCCUAAUUUUAUUGGGUGUGGUGUCAGGAUUUCGGGAGGAGGAUUUUGACACGGUAGAAAUUACAGCUGUUGGUGAGGUAAAUGAUGACACAAUUUUCGCGAGUAAUGUUCACCCACGUGGGAAGCGUGAAGAUGACACGUCUCCUCGUGCUUCGUCGAUUUCCAUAACGUGCAAAACAGCCCGGAAUGAGGACGGGGUUUGUAAACGGUUUAAGGAAUGCUACCCGCUUUUUCGUCUGCGGGAUUUGGAGGAAACGGAAACGGAGCAAAUAAGUGGGAGAGACAUCGUUCCUGCGAUUCAAAAUUUGGAAUUGGAAAAUAUUUAUCGGAAUGUUUCCGGUCCUUGUGAUAAAGACGUGCUGAAUGCCAUCAGCAACAUAAAUAUUGGAAAGGGCGUCUCGACGAAUGAGUACGUCUGCUGUCCAAAUGAGAAGAAGAAACCCGUGAAUCAGCCGACUCGCCCACCCGCACCCCCCACACCGCGACCGGAAGUUGUGGGGGAUAAAAAGUGUGGCAAGACGUUCGUGACUUAUCGAGAUGACGAGGGAGAUGCGAGUGGAAAUGUCACCUCUUCGGAAACCGGGGCGUUACGAAUCGUUAAUGGAAGACAGGCCCAAAAGGGUGAAUUUCCUUACGCGGUGGCCCUGAUGAACAGGGGAGCUCAAUUUUGUGGAGGUUCACUAAUUUCUAAUUCGCACAUAUUGACGGCCGCGCACUGCGUUUACUACAUGAAUCAGAAGGAUGUGAGCCGCAUGGAAAUUUUCAUAGGAGAUCAUAACGUCUACUCCACGUCGGACGGGCCGCACGAAGUUCGCACCGCGUCGAAUAUUUAUUACCAUCGCGGAUUCAGUAUGAGCACUCUGUACGACGACGUUGCGGUAAUUCGUCUCUCGAAACCGGUCACUUUUGGGAAAUAUAUUCAACCCGUUUGUCUCCACACGGGAGCUCCGCGCUACGACGGGGGGACGACGGGGGCGGAUGUGACGGGCUGGGGACAGACGGCGGAAAAGGGGAAGCUGUCCUUUGUCCUGAACACGGUCAAUGUGCGCGUCAUCACGAAUACGGAGUGCAUGCAGGCCUAUGGAAAGAAGGCGCCGGCCGGAAUUAUUAGUAACAUGGUUUGUGCCGGUGGUAAAGGGAGAGAUUCGUGCAAGGGAGAUUCUGGUGGUCCUCUGACGAUUGAUAGCCACUCACACGCCAAGCAAAUUGGCAUUGUUAGCUGGGGAAUUGGUUGUGCAACUUAUCCAGGGGUUUACACAAGGGUGGACAAAUACUUGAGCUGGAUCUACAAAAAUCAGAGAUAAUAAUUGAAAAAUAAUUCUUUUCGAUUAAAUAAGUACAUAAUUUUUUGCAAAUUAUUUAAUAAAAUUUGUGGUUGUUACAGAUUAAAAAUAAAUUUUUGUAUAAG
Messenger RNA from Folsomia candida, 1635 nucleotides. Its product is annotated as trypsin-1. The record is from RefSeq and is a predicted model, not a curated record. The transcript has 13 exons. Lineage: Eukaryota; Metazoa; Arthropoda; Collembola; Entomobryomorpha; Isotomidae. Gene Ontology annotation, biological process: proteolysis. Gene Ontology annotation, molecular function: serine-type endopeptidase activity. The coding region runs from base 185 to 1531 and encodes 448 amino acids.